Plectropomus leopardus (leopard coralgrouper) is the source of this 648-nucleotide messenger RNA. NCBI's taxonomy places the organism in Eukaryota, Metazoa, Chordata, Actinopteri, Perciformes, Serranidae. The record is from RefSeq and is a predicted model, not a curated record.
GUGAAAUCAGGAUUCUUCCAUGAGAGUGAUGCCAAGGUGGUAGGGAAAUCCAUCCGGGACAGAGUAAAUCUUAUCAAAAAGUCACGGGAGCGGCGACAGCAGCAGCUCCUCCAGCAGCAGCAGGGCUUCGAAGAAAGAAGAGACUCCACUCUCACCUCCUAUACUUUUUCUCAUCCGUCCUGCACAUCCUCACUGGGACCAGGGGCAGCUGGACAGACUGGAGGAGGAGCAGGUGGAGCAGGAGGAGUGCAGGAGUCUGAGGAGCUGCCUGAAGUGGACCAGCAUGUCAGGCAGCAACAUAUUUUCAGUGGGACAACCCUUAGUCUGCCAGGAGAGAGCAUUGGGUCUGCCAGCUGUGAAUCUUAUGCAAGUGGACAGAGCCAGGUGUACUCUCAGCCAGGGGAAUCAUACUCUCACUCGCAGACUGCUCUUCCCCCUAUAGCAUCUAGCACUGUGGCAUUGGCUCAUCAUCAAAUGCUCCCCAUUGGUGAGAGUGGAAGUGUUCCAAAUGUGCCUAUCGGUCAGAGUGUCAGUAUGUCCAGCAUGUCCGUGGGCCAAAGUGGAGGCGGACCUGUUGGUCAGACAUUUCUCCAGCCCAGUACCAUGGUUCCACAGGUAUCACCAAGUGUCCCUCAACAAUACUUUCAG